CUCGCGGGGGCAAAAAGCCUUCGGCGGCGCGGCGGGACAAGGUUCGCGCCCGGAGCGCGUGGCCCCAGCCGGCGUUGGCGGGGGUACGGGACGGGACGGGACGGGACGGGACCCGCGGGGGAUAUAAACCGGCUGAGGGAAUUAACGCGAGUCGGGUUUCCCGCCCUUGAGACAAAGUCUGUACUCGGCGGCUCGGCACUCGCUCUUGCUGGGUGGGGCUUCGCACGCCCGCGGGGAGUAAGACCAACAAACAGGUGGUGCCACGCUUGAAGUGGAACCCGCACGGAAGAAAACGCGCCCGAACGGGUGACCCGAGCACGUUGCGGGCCAGCCGGCGUGGCAGCCGCCCUCGCAGAAAUAGGAAUCCUCGCUCUGCCGGGGGCGGCCCGGGCUCCAUCAGCCGCGGGAGCACGACGGAGCACGGCCAGUGGCGCAGCCGGGCUGGGUGAGGACCCCGCCGCCCCGCGGCUGUGUCCCUGUGCAGAGAAUAUCAACCAGUUGUUAAGAUAGGAGAGGGAACAUUUUCUGAUGUUCUGAAGACACUGAGUCUUAGGGAUGGAAAGUACUAUGCAUGUAAACACAUGAAGCAACAUUUUGAAAGUAUGGAACAAGUGAAUAAUCUGAGAGAAAUACAAGCACUAAGGAGGCUGAGUCCACAUCCUAAUAUCCUUGUGUUACAUGAAGUUGUUUUUGAUAAAAAAGCUGGGUCCCUUUCACUGAUAUGUGAACUUAUGGACAUGAAUAUUUAUGAGCUGAUAAAAGGAAGGAGAAAGCCAUUACCUGAAAAAACCCUUAAGAACUACAUGUACCAGUUAUGCAAAUCUCUUGAUUACAUACAUAGAAAUGGGAUAUUUCACAGAGAUGUGAAACCAGAAAACAUAUUAAUAAAGCAGAAUACCCUGAAGUUAGGAGAUUUUGGAUCUUGUAGGAGUAUCUAUUCUAAGCAGCCACAUACGGAAUAUAUCUCCACACGCUGGUAUCGAGCACCUGAAUGCUUACUUACAAAUGGCUACUAUAGCUACAAAAUUGAUAUGUGGAGUGCUGGCUGUGUUUUCUAUGAAAUCACAAGUUUUCAGCCUCUCUUCCCUGGAUCUAAUGAGCUGGACCAAAUUUCAAAAAUCCAUGACAUUAUAGGCACUCCUGCUAACAAAACUCUCAAGAAGUUCAAGCAGUCAAGAAUUGCGACUUUUGAUUUCCCUUUUAAAAGAGGAAAAGGAAUACCUCCUCUUGGGCACAAUUUGUCUCCCAAAGGCUUCUCUCUCCUGUAUGCAAUGAUAAAAUAUGAUCCUGAUGAGAGAAUUGCUGCCCAUCAAGCAUUACAGCACCCUUAUUUUCAAGAACUCUGGGCAGCUGAUACACAAGCUUUGGCCAUGCACAAAAAAUUAAGAUUACUAGGAAAUACAUCAGGGCAAGUACCUCUGCAUUUGUGGCAAAUUUCAAAGGAAGGUCAAAGACAGUCUGAGAAACAGAAGGCACUUAAGUCUUCCCUGAAACAUUUCCACUUACCUGCUAUAGAACGAAGAGGAGGAGGUUACUGACCGCCUUGUAAAGUAUUUGGAGUGUGAGGAAAAGCACAACUAUGCAGUGAGAGAGACCCAAUCAUGCUUCCGUUGCUAGAGAUCUAACAAGAGCAGCAGUGCCUUAUUUUGUGUUUCUCUGACAAUUUGUAGGAAAACCCCACAAGGUUAUGAGGGCUGCUUACCUACCAUUUUGGUAUUCUGUUCCUGAAGGGUAUCAAUAUUUAAUUAAAGCAUUGUUCUGGCAGAGCUUAGAGAGCACUCUGUAUUGAACUUUCUAAGUAUUUUUUCCUUUUAGAACCUGAUGGAGGAGGAGGUUGGUUAAAAAUAACAUGAAAGGAUUCUUUGAGCUUCAGUAUUAAGAAUGGAAUGUUAUCUACAAAAUAUGAGUUUUCAUAUUAUAUUAUAAAUGACAGCUAAUUUUUGUAUAUUUUUUAGAUGUAAAAGAUUUUUAUUUUUCAGUCAGUCAACUCUGGAAAGUAUUCACCUCCUGUAUUCAAUAACUUAAACCUCAAGUUUUAUUGAGAAUGUGCAGAUUAUGCAAUCAUAUGACAUACCUGAUUUUGAUGCAGUUUCUGUAACUGCUGAGUAUUUUCAUAUAACUAUAAUCUAAAGCAACUUUUUAUCUGAUUCAAAAGCAAAUAAAAUUUAGUCAUAGUUUUCUUCAAGUCAAGGUUGAUCUUAAUAUUAAUCGAAAGUUUUAACACUGACUGAUAUCGCAGCUACUUGCUUAAAAGAGCAGUAAAGGCACGUAUCUUAUGUUUCAGAAAUUUUGGGCACAGAUCAUCAGUAACUAUUUAAUAUAAUGUUACUGUUUCCUAGUGCUAUAAAAGGUAAGUUAAAAGGCAGCAUUUUUAUCUUACUUGGAAAGAGUAGUUGUUGCAAUUUGAUACCACCAAUUUUAAAAUUCCCGAGAUCUCCUAAAAAUUUGCAAUAAUAAUUUGCAAUACUUAAAUUUGGUGAUGUGUUACAAAACGGUUUUGCUAUCUAAAAAACAAAUUAAUUUGUGCAAGUCAUACUUAGCUGGGAGUUUAAAAAUCUUCUGUGUACCAAGUAUGGGCGUUUAAAAAUCUUCUGUGUACCAAGUAUGCACGCAAGACAGGUUUUGCAAAUAACUUUUUUGUCUUUUUAAUAGUUCUAAAAGUUACUCUGCUCAUAAUUGGGAAGUGAUCAGCUUUUUUUCCAGUAACCAAAUACCUCUGGGACUGCUGCUGCUGUUCAAAAGUUUCUGUGCAACAAAAAAGUGAAAAUGAAGCAAUAAGAAGGCAGGCAAGGGGCAUGUUGUAUUAGAAGUCACUGCUGCCCAUGAGGCAUUAUGAAAAAAUGCACUGGGUAGCAGACCACGUUAAAGUUACUAAGCCAACAAUUAAGCAUCAAUUUGAGAUUGAUGCUCUAAAUCCAGACAAACUAUUUAUUCUAAUCAGUUAAGAUGCAGCUCAAACAAUGUGGUAAAAUACACAUGAAAAUUUUAUAAAAAUACUACUCAUCUAGAAUAAAAGGUAUGUCCAUUAUGCUCUCAGCUCUCCAUCUGAGUUUUUAUUAGGCUGUGCAUUUGUGAAAAUAACAAUUGUUCUCACUCAGUUAAGAGGUUUUCCAGUAGGUGGCUUUUUUGUUGUGGGGUUUUUUGAUUGGUUGGUGUUUUUUUUAAGAAUUGGCGUCUCAACACUUUUAGGAUUCUGUUGUGCCUGCAUUAGAUCCUAUUCCUUGUUCUGCCAUUCAGCUUCUGGGUAACUUUGAGCGUGCCCAAAUUCCAUGUUGUAGCUUUUCAAUGUGGGGAAGCUCAUGAGACUCAAGUUCUUUAUGAAUCCUUUUGAGAUCUACUGCUUAAAAGCACCUGUCUAUCUUAUAUUUAUCUUUACCUUUUGAAGAAGGUAUUAUUUUCACAUACUGUACUGAGGAUCAACAUGACAUUCACUAGCAGAUUUUUUAAAAUGUGAAAAUAGCAGGCUAAAUGUUUGCGGUGCAUACUGUGAGAGUAAUUUUUUUAUAUUGAUACAAAUGCGACUGUCCAAGUUGUCCUGUCUUGUGCCUGCAUCAUACAGCCCUACAGUACCUUUGCUCAUUUUAUUCCAUUUCUUUGUAGCAAACUUUCAGAAUCUCAACAGCGAGAAUGGAGAAACAUCCCAGCCCUGCCAACAAUUCUUGUAAAAUAAGGCUAUAGCCCAUGAACAAGGCUCUGCAGGGAAACCUGUAUUGCUGCUGCUCAUCCUAGGUAUGCCAGAGGAAUAGCAGAUUUCUCUUACUAGGAUUGAACAAAUACAUAAGCAGAGUUUUAGUGGAGGAAGUGUUCUACACCAGUGGAGUGAGAACAUCAUAAUAAAGGGAGAAUUAAACAGCAGAACAUAACGGUAUAGCUAACUGCUUUUUCUCAUUUUAUUGAAACUCAUACAGGAUGGAUGCUGUCUUUCCUCCAGUCCUAAGCAGAAAAUAUGGUCCUGACCAUGGUAUCUCAAAGUGCCGUGGGGGCUACAUAAAGACAUAGUGACUGGCUGAGUUUUACUGCUCUGUUACAGUUAUUCAUCUCCCCUCUUCAUCAUGCUUUUAUGUUAUGUUAGCAGCUCAUACUGAUAGAACAGAUAGAGAACUUCAACAAUAAGGCAAUCCAGUAUUUGUAUGAAUACUUAGCAUAGGUGUACAUAUAUAUAAAUAUAUAUAAAAUAAAUUUAUAUAAACCUAGCAUAGAACCUAGCAUAAACCACACAAAGAAAGGUGUGAUGCUAAGCUUAGGAAAUGGAAUUAAGGACUGCAGCUCUACAGGCAACACAAUGUAACGGUAACCUCUGAGUUCUUGCCUUUGGAACUCCGAGCAAAAGGUACUAUGAGCUUAUCCAGUUUUUUUUCCAGAGAGGAAGAUGGUGAAUUGCUCGGUGCUAAUAUAUUUGGAGUUGAGCAUGGUGUCCAGCAGUGAAAAUGAUGGUCUAAAAAUAGGUAACUUUUAUUGUAUAUGAGGGAUAUUACUCUCCACAGUUAUUGUCUUACAAGAUUAAAAAAAAAAAAAAAAAAGGAUAAAUUCUACUACCCAUAUUUGACUGAUCAUUCAUACUCAGAGCUCUCCUACCUAGCAUUCUACAGUAGACCAAGGCUCAUAUUAUCAAGAGAAUGUUCCUGAAGGAGAUAAUGUUAAUUGUAUUGGUAGCUUCCCAUAAUCUUUUUCUGGAAACCUCAAAACACAGAUGCUGAAGUUUAAGUAUUUCAACAUUUCAACUAACCAUAAAAAAAAAAAAUUCCCUCAGAUCAUGUAUGCACAAGAUACUUUCCUAUUUUCAAAAGUGUUAUUGCAAAAUUGUUUGCUUCUGUAAUUAAUAUACCAGGUAGGUAAUUAUUCAUACACCAGGAAAGUGGUUGGUUUUUUUUGAAAAAGGUGAAGUCAGAAUUUUUGGUAAGUUUUAACUUGGAGAGAAAAGGCUGAGUAAUAUCUUGUAUGCUACCAGCAAUUCUCUCUCACGUACUCUAUCUGGGGCUGUCACAGGCUGUUAUAAUGAAAAAGGCAAUUUCACAUUCAGCAGAUUGUUUUUGCUAUGAAAAUUGGAAGUUUGAAGUGAAGGACUACAUUGGAAUGUUUUCUUCAUUUAUUUUAUGCUUUCAGGUGGAUCUUACACAGUUUGGCACAUACAGUGCUUCACGGGUAUUUAUUUCAUAACAAGUUCUUUGCCAUUAUACCUCUGGAGAUAACUUAAACUUCUCUGGCUGUUGGAUUAGUAGGCACACUUGAGUUUUCCCACCUGCUUUAUAGUUAAAAUGUGCUCAACUUUAAACUACAAACUGGCAAGUAUUGUUUCUGCCCUCAUUCUUCCAGCUAAAAUUCCAUAUUGAGAUCAUCUGCGUUCCACUCACUUUUAAAUUUUUUUUUUUUUUAACACAGUAGGAGAAAGUUAUUUAUUAAGAGCUGUAUCUAUAGUAGAACUCAAGUUCCUUCCAGGUAAGUAAUUAGUAUCCCUUUUCUUCCUAAAAUAAUUUUUUCCCAUAUGGAAUGAAGGGUGGGAUGGGCAGUUCAAGCUUUUAGAUGAUUGCCUAAUAGUAAAGAAGAGGCUGAAAAAAGAAAAAGCACAUACAUUCUUUGUAUGCUGUUGAAGUAUGAUUUGCAGCAGGGCCAUACUCCACAAAUGUAUACGCAAGUAGCUGCUAUUAUUACCCUGAUGUUGUAUACUACAGUCCUUUCCAUACUGGUUUUGUAUUUUUCCAGCUGAAGGAAAAAAGUCUUUUAAAGUUAUUACAUAUUUUCUCAACUGUUUGAUUUUGACUCAGACCGUAUGAAGUGCUUAUAUAAAAGAAGUCUACAGUCAGAUAACUACACUAAUUUCUAGUGACGAGGUUUAUCUGUAUUUUAACAGUUAAACCCACUAUGUUAAUAAAACAAAACUUCUGAACAAUAA
This is a messenger RNA of Aquila chrysaetos chrysaetos, 5890 nucleotides long. RefSeq names its product MOK protein kinase (gene MOK). Gene Ontology annotation, cellular component: cytoplasm; nucleus. The transcript is spliced from 11 exons. Gene Ontology annotation, biological process: protein phosphorylation; intracellular signal transduction. The record is from RefSeq and is a predicted model, not a curated record. Bases 582 to 1538 code for a protein of 318 amino acids. NCBI's taxonomy places the organism in Eukaryota, Metazoa, Chordata, Aves, Accipitriformes, Accipitridae. Gene Ontology annotation, molecular function: ATP binding; protein serine/threonine kinase activity.